UCUCUGUCUCUCUCUCUCUAGGUAAUCAUCUGUGGUCGACAGGUGAUGUGUAGUUACCUGUCUCAGGACAUUGAUCUGAGGGUUGUUCAGCACUAUGUGAAUCCAGAAGACCAGACGGUGGUUAAGGAACAUGUUGACUGUCUGGAGGCUGGGAGGAAGCUUCCCUCCUACGUCCUGGAGGACUCUGAGCUGACAGAGCUGUGUGUCAGAGCCAGAGGAGAUGAGGACUGGUCUCGGGAUGUCAGACUGGAGAGGAAAGAGAAGGAGAGGGGGAGUAGCUCUGUGGUACAGGUGCCUUGUUCCAGCGGCUCGUUGCUCUACGUGUGGUGCACCCUGAUCACCAUGGAAACGGACUCUCACAUGCAGCAGAGAGUGGUGGUAUUUAGUCCUCUGUUCAUGAUGCGAAGCCACCUUCCAGACCCUGUCAUCAUCCACACAGAGAAGAGAAGUCUGGGGCAGAGAGAGAGUCAACUGAUCCAGGGACAGGGACAUCAGGAACAACUACUGAACACUGAGAACGACCUGACACACCACCUCACCUUCCAGGCCAGUGAGGACGAGGGUGCGUCUCACUGUGCAGUGCCCAUCUCCACCGCUGUGAUCAAACAGAUAGUGAACAGUAAUCAGGCUGGGUUGGAAGACAGCCAGGAACACAUACUGGCCGACUUCUAUGGUCUGAAGAACAACAGCCAGCCUCCAUGGCCCUACGUCAGCAAGGACACAGACAGGCCUGGAUCAGAAGUCCUAGCCCAGUGGGACAGCCCCAUGCAGGUGAAGUUGUCCGUUUGGAGACCUGGUCUCAACACUCUUCUCGUAGAGCUCAUUCCCUGGGCCCUGUUAACCAACCACUCUACGUGGGACCUCUGGCUGUUUGAAGGGGAGACCAUCGUCCUGCAGAUACCCGCCGGAAAGACCCUCGUUCCUCCUAACUUCAAGGAGGCGUUUCAGCUGGGCAUCUACUGGUCCAACACUAACACGGUCCAUAAGUCUACAGCCCUGAAGCUGGUCCAUGACCUGACGUCUCCGCGCUGGAAGGAAGGUGUCAGUCCCGAGGUCCUCACCCUGGACGAGGAGGGCUAUGUGGAGGCAGAGAUCCCCCUGGGGAGGAGUCCUGGAAGACAGAAGGUUUGUCAGUUCUGCGUGUCGUCAGUGGUUAGACACGGCAUCCAGAUCAUCCAGAUAGAAGACAGGACCAUCCUGGUUAACAACACCCCCUACUUCCUGUCAUAUAGAGCCCUACUGUCUGACCAGGCCCUGGGGACCACAGACCAGGCCUGUCCUCUCCCAGACACAGCAGUGUUCAGCCUGGCUCCAGCAGGACAGAAGUCACCUUUCAGACCUGUCUCUGUGGCCUGCUGGGACCUGCUAAGAAAGGACGGGGAGAUCCCUCAGUUCCCUCUACCAACCAGACACAUGAUGUUCAGCUGCCUGCCCACCACAGACCCUGGACCUGUAGCCGGGUCUGAGUCCUGGAGCCUCCCGGCACCCAUCAGACCUGACUUCCCCAGGCAGAGUGUGGCCGUCCCCGGGGAGAUCUGCAGCAGCAGUGGUCUGAGCACCAGAGCGUUGGUGAUGACGUAUCAUGAACACCUGGGCAUCACCUACGUGACGCUGAACGAGGACCCCUGUCCUCACAUGGUCAUCCACAACCAGACCCCGCUCUCUAUGCUGCUCAGGGAGAAUGUCAAGGAACCCCCCAGGACAGAGGUGUACUGCCGGCCCCUCCCUGCCAACUCCUCCCUCCACCAUGGACUCUACCACCACUUCUCCAGCUUCCCUGACUGCAGACAGAGAGAGGCUCUACCCACCAUGCUGCUGAAGAUCAGUCCUAACCCAAACGUGGCCCCUGCUAACCCAAACGUGGCCCCUGCUAACCCAAACGUGGCCCCUGGCUCCAGUCUGCAGCCCGGCGACCUGCGGACGUCUCCAGAGUGGAGCGACCCCAUAGACAUCAACUGCCCCGGCACACAGGUGGUUUUCCUAGCAGGGUUUGGCUGUCUCUACAUAGACGUAGUCCAUCAGGGGGGCACAGUCAUCCUCACCCUGGCACCAGAGGGCAGCGUGGACUCUGUCAUGAGGCUGCACAACAGGACGUCCAAUCGGAAGCUGGCCUUCAGGGUGUUGCUGAGCGAGGCCAGUGUGUCGCUGAGUGAUGACAUCACCAGUCGUUCGGGUUCCGUGGAGCUCUUAAGGCUGACUGUGUCCAAACUGCUGCUGAACCUGUGUCCUGCCCGGCUGGGUGACUCUGGCAUGGGGCUGGUCACCGCCGGGAUGGGAGAGGCCUGUCUGGUGGAAGUCCACUGUGCCAACCUGCAGGUGGAUAACCAGCUGUAUAAUCGUGCCAGCUUCCACUUCCCAGUGUUGUUGUGCCAAGAGCAGAGUGUGGAGCUACCCCUCUGGACCAGCGAUGCCAACCCCACCACCUCACUACAGGCCCUGGAGGAGUUUAAGGCCUCGUGCUUCCUCCAACUGGGUCUCACCCUGGACAGGGAGGGUUACAGCGUGGACCAGCUGACCUUCCACAUCAAACCAGCCCGUCUGUACCUGGAGGACACCUUCGUUUACUACAUCAAGACUCUGUUUCACACCUACAUCCCAGACUCAGCCCUGGCCCCUUCCCCGGGCCCUAACCCCUCAGAGUACUACGGGGGUCCCCUGGUCCCGGUAACUGUCCUUCGGUCCAUCCCAGCCCUGGUGCACCCUCUGAGGCUGCAGCGACUGGUCAUUCAGCCGGUCAGUGUGUUGGUUAGCAUCCACGCCUCUCUGAAGCUCUACAUCGCCUCGGACCACACCCCGCUCUCCUUCUCCCUGUUCGACAGAGGACCGCUCUGUACCACAGCGAGACAGCUGAUCCACGCGCUCACCAUGCACUAUGCUGCCGGGGCGCUGUUCAGAGCUGGCUGGGUGGUGGGGUCUCUGGAUCUCCUUGGUAGUCCUGCCAGUCUGGUGAGGUCCAUCGGUAACGGAGUAGCAGACUUCUUCCGCCUGCCAUAUGAGGGUUUAACCCGGGGCCCCGGGGCCUUCGUCAGCGGAGUGUCGCGAGGAACCACCUCAUUCGUCAAACACAUCUCUAAAGGCACGCUGACAUCCAUCACCAACCUGGCGACCAGCCUGGCCAGGAACAUGGACCGGCUGUCCCUGGAUGAGGAACACUAUACCAGGCAGGAGGAGUGGAGGAGACAGCUACCUGAGAGCCUGGGGGACGGACUCAGACAGGGCCUGUCUAGACUGGGAAUCAGCCUACUGGGAGCGAUAGCUGGCAUCGUGGACCAACCCAUGCAGAACUUCCAGCGGGGUUCAGAGAUGCAGAGUUCAGCAGGCAGCAAGGCCAAAGGGGUCAUCUCUGGGGUGGGGAAAGGCAUCGUGGGGAUCUUUACCAAACCUAUAGGGGGCGCCGCAGAGCUGGUCUCGCAGACGGGAUACGGUAUCCUUCAUGGGGCUGGUCUCUGGCAGCUUCCCAAACAGCUGUACCUCCCAGCAGACCAGAAGUCAGCCCCUCGCCCCCAACAGUCACGUCAAAUACGUCUGGAAGUGGUUUCCUUCAGCACGGCCAGCAGAACCACCCUGCAUCCCACUGCUGGUUUGGCUCUGAGACUAAGCAGGUUUGGUUCUGGUCGUUCUGGGAGACCAGAUGGUUCUGGAAGUGGUUUCCUUCAGCACGGCCAGCAGAACCACCCUGCAUCCCACUGCUGGUUUGGCUCUGAGACUAAGCAGGUUUGGAAGAUGCUCCAGUCCCUGGGUCGUCCAGAGGUCCACAUGUCCCUGGAGGUGGUGAUAGUGUCUGGGUCGGGCCAGGAGCAUGCUGGGUGUCUGCUGCUGACAGGGGAGGUGGUGUUUGUGGUCAGUCUGUCUGAGGACACACAGCAGCAGGCUUUCCCCAUCACUGAGGUGGUCUGUCAACAAGACCCCCACCACCUGGGGGCGCUGACCCUCACGCUGCAGCAGCAGAGACUCACCAACGAUGUAGAGAGUGACAGUGGGAGGGAGUGGUUAUCAGAGCAGCAGUACAGUCGUCUGGUGGACUAUGUGACUCGUGCGUCUGCGUUCCUCUCCCCCUCGGCCUCGUCCCUCCAGCAGGCUCCUCCCAUCACCCCGGCCGAGCCUCCGCCCGCCGUCACCAAGACCUACCGUUACCUGGUCAACCCCGCCCACGCCUCCGUGUUCGUCUCCAAGUUUACCAUGGUCAAGAACAAGGCGCUGCGCAUCGGCUUCCACUGA
This is a messenger RNA of Salmo salar (Atlantic salmon), 4218 nucleotides long. Lineage: Eukaryota; Metazoa; Chordata; Actinopteri; Salmoniformes; Salmonidae. The record is from RefSeq and is a predicted model, not a curated record.